This is a messenger RNA of Fusarium redolens, 633 nucleotides long. RefSeq lists its product as uncharacterized. The record is from RefSeq and is a predicted model, not a curated record. Bases 156 to 560 code for a protein of 134 amino acids. NCBI's taxonomy places the organism in Eukaryota, Fungi, Ascomycota, Sordariomycetes, Hypocreales, Nectriaceae. The transcript is spliced from 3 exons.
AGAAACUGCCGCGUUGGGGCAGUAUCUCAAACCCCACCUUGAAAAGAUGUUUAAAAAUCAAGAAACCAUGGCGAUCAUUGUCUGCUUGGCAGCACAAACACAAGACAUUCUGUUUAACAGUCUGACUUCACUUAUUCCCUACUAAAAUUGCCAAGAUGGUUACCCACGAGCACGUCCGAAAUAUCUUUGCAGGCCCCAGCAAGGGUGAUAUGGCCAGUUUCUGGCCCCACGUCGAGCCCAACGUCGAGUGGACCGUAAAGGGCGCCCACUGCCAAAUCGCUGGCCACUACAAGUCCAUCGAGGAAUUUCAACAGGGAACAAGGGCAUUGUCAUCCACUUGGGCAGGUCCCCUCCAUCUUGUCGUUCAGAACAUCAUCAUCGAGGGAAACCAAGCUGCCGUGGAGCUCAAGGCAGUCGAUACCAAGACUAGGAGUGGCGACCCUUUCCCCAAUGAAUAUACCUGGGUGCUGGGCUUCAACGAUAGCGGCAAAAUUGCAACUGUGAGGGCGUACAUGGACACUGAUCUUGUUACUCGUGUUAUUGAAAAGAACCCCAACUAGAUUAUAGAUAUUUUUGGUACUGCUAGCUAGAAAAGAAGAGUUUUGUCUUUUGAUUUAUAAAGCCAUGAUAGUC